Messenger RNA from Sordaria macrospora k-hell, 1899 nucleotides. RefSeq lists its product as uncharacterized. The record is from RefSeq and is a predicted model, not a curated record. NCBI's taxonomy places the organism in Eukaryota, Fungi, Ascomycota, Sordariomycetes, Sordariales, Sordariaceae.
AUGUUCCCAAGCACCACAUUUCUUAUUGUUUCACUUAGCUUGUUUUCUUUCUGCUCUGCCGUCAUAGACUCUGCAUCUAUAGGCGUUAAGUUUCCAUCCCCCAGUGCUUUGCCAGUCCUUACUCUUCCAUAUGGCUCCUACCGAGCAUCGAGCUACCGGUCAAACAGCGAUAUAUACGUGUUUCGAAAUAUUCGUUAUGCCGCUCCUCCGGUAGGGGACCUCCGUUGGGCGAAACCUGCGCCGCCACAGCUCAACAACACCACCCAAGACGGCAGUUAUGGACCGCAAUGCAUCCAGACCGCAGUGUCUGGACUGAACCUCAUAGGUCCGGGCAACAAGUCCCCCAUUGGUGCUGCCCUCAACCAGUUCCUAGGAGGACUCCCCAUCCCGCUCUUCGGUGGCGGUUCUGAGGACUGUCUCUUUCUUGACCUGUACGUUCCUGGCAAGACACUCCGCGACCUUUCCGGUGCAAAGAAACCUGCGUCCCUCCCAGUAGCGUUCUGGAUUCACGGCGGCGCCUACCUCUUCGGCUCAAAAGAGUCUCUUCAGCCCUUCUUCUACGAUGGCAGCUCUCUCCUGACUCAAUCGGUCCCAAGCCCUGGCUCCAUGAUUUUCGUGUCAAUCAACUACCGCCUCGGAACUUAUGGCUGGCUCGCCGGCACGUCGAUGGAGAAUUCUGCGGUUCCAAAUGUCGGUUUCCAUGACCAGCGAGCGGCUCUCAAGUGGGUCAAGGAUUAUAUUGGCCUUGUGGGUGGUGACCCCAAGCGCGUGACAGCGAUGGGGGAGUCUGCAGGUGCGGGGUCCAUCAUGCACCAUCUUGUGGCCGAGGGCGGAAAGCUCGACCCCAUGUUUCAACGGGCGAUUUUGCAAAGUCCGGCGUAUCAAAUGGCCUGGGAUCGGAACGGGACUGUCGAAGGCAUCUUCAAGAAGUUUGGAGGAUUGGCAGGGUGCGGUUCUGCCUCUGGGAAAGCAAUGGUUGAUUGCCUCCGAAGGGCCUCGCCCGAUGCGAUUGCAAAAGCCAACGCCGCGCUCCAAGCCUCGCAAACGCCUGGAACAUUCGCCGUGGGACCUACGCCUGACGGCAAGUUCAUUCGCCAGAUGCCGCUCCUGGAACUUGCACAGGGAAACUUUUGGAAGGGACAGUCGGGGAGCGAAAUGAGCUUGGUGGUAUCGCACGUCAAGGACGAGUCCAGCCUCUUCGUGAGCGGUGCCAUCCGGACGAACGAACAGUUUUCUCGCUUUCUCGAUGCUGUCUUUCCGAACUACACGAGGGCAGGCGGCCAAGCUGAGAAGGUCGAGCAGUUUUACCCGGUGCCGGGAAAGAAGAGUGUCGAUGGAAAGAGGAAGUAUGACAGUCAGGCGACACGAAUGGCGGCGUUCAUGAGGGACAGUUGCUUCACGUGCAACGUCAGAUACCUAGCAGAAGCCUACACCCCAUCGCGAACCUAUCUGAUGCAGUACUCGGUCUUCCCCUACUUGCAUGCCACCGACCUCCUCCCUACGUUCUUCACCUCAACUCCCUCGCCCUCCUCUUCCUCGUCGCCACAGACCAUUCUCGACUGCCUCUCGACUCUCUUUGCUCCGGCCCUCGCGCCCUUUGUCUCCGGCAUUAGCAUGGCUAUGCAAAGCUACUUUGCCUCCUUCAUUGUCAGUGGUGAUCCGAACAAAUAUCGCAAGGGCCUGCUGAACUUGCCACCGGUGAUCAGCUGGGGAAGACCUUCGGGAAUUGCUACCGCUGGCUCAAAAGCGGCUAGUAGCAAGGAGAGGCUGGGAGGGGUGCUGAAUGUGGGCGAUUGGGGGUUUACGACGAUUAGCGAUGACCAGAACGAGAGGACGCCCUGUGAGUUUUGGAGGGGGUUCGCGAAGGAGGUUACUGAGGCGGGGGAUUAUGAUGUCUGA